UGGGCUUUCGUUUUCCUGGGUUAUGAUGUACGCCCUAUAAAUACGAAAGCAAGAGAUUAGGGUUUACUGGAGAGAGAAACCCAGCUGUGUUCGGAAGGUAACGGAUCAGAGGCCGCUUCCACUUCUAGGUAAGCAGAGUAGAAGAAAAUGGCUUACGCAGCGAUGAAGCCUACCAAGCCUGGGUUGGAGGAAUCCCAAGAGCAAAUUCAUAAGAUCAGGAUUACACUCUCUUCUAAGAACGUCAAAAAUCUCGAAAAAGUGUGUGCGGAUUUGGUUCGCGGUGCCAAGGACAAGCGGCUGAGGGUUAAGGGACCAGUAAGGAUGCCCACUAAGGUUCUUCACAUCACCACCAGAAAGUCUCCUUGCGGUGAAGGGACAAACACAUGGGAUCGCUUUGAACUCCGUGUUCACAAGCGAGUGAUUGACCUGUUCAGCUCACCAGAUGUUGUCAAGCAGAUCACUUCUAUUACCAUUGAACCUGGUGUGGAAGUUGAAGUCACCAUUGCAGAUUCUUAAAAGUUAAAUCUUCCCCUUUUCGAAUUUUGGCUUAGAACAUGUGUUUUUCAAGCCUUUAGGCUUUGAAUGGUAAUUGUAGGGAUUUUAUUUCAGGUUAAUUUAUCUUUCUUGAAGUGAGGUUUGAACAUUUUACUGUUAUACUUCGUCUUGGAUAUUGUAAAAGAGUGUGAAGUAGCAAUAUUAUUUGUGGAGUUAUUGGUAAUCGAA
Tripterygium wilfordii is the source of this 723-nucleotide messenger RNA. Its product is annotated as 40S ribosomal protein S20-2. The transcript has 4 exons. The coding region runs from base 148 to 516 and encodes 122 amino acids. Gene Ontology annotation, biological process: translation. The record is from RefSeq and is a predicted model, not a curated record. Gene Ontology annotation, cellular component: ribosome; cytosolic small ribosomal subunit. Gene Ontology annotation, molecular function: RNA binding; structural constituent of ribosome. NCBI's taxonomy places the organism in Eukaryota, Viridiplantae, Streptophyta, Magnoliopsida, Celastrales, Celastraceae.